GUUAUAUAUAUUUCGGACAAUCAAAGGUAAACAUAAUUUAAUUAAAACACUAACAACGUGAAUGCAACGCAUUUAAUAGUUAAGUCUAAACCUUCAACAAAGAAAAAAAAAAAGAAGAAAAGAGACACAUGUAAAAAAAAGGCAGAAAACUUAUAAACGGGUUGUGAAACUGUAAAAAAUCAAAGGCAACAAAAGGUGGUGUGUGUGCUAAGUACAAAAAGAGCAGAACGUCGAGGAGAAGACAAAUAAAAAAACAAAAAGAAAUAUUUAAAAAAAACACGUAGAAACUAGAAAUUAUAUAGUAACUUUAUUCAAUUUUUUGUUGUUGCUUUUUUAUAUAUUGGGAAGUAUAUUAGCAUUCACGGUGUCCAAUCGGAAUAAUAAAAAAGCAUCCGAAACUACCCCCCGGACUAGCCGACGAGCAUCUCAAUCCGGUCGCGGUCGAAUGGCUGAAGCGGUAGUGGAGGAACGGCCUGCUGUGCCAGCGCGUUUCUAUUGUCAUAUGUGUAAUGUUGAAAUAAGCACACCAAACAGGGAUUUCACAUGUCCUUUAUGUGCUGGAGGUUUUGUCGAAGAAUUGCCGCCUCCCGCUCCGAGUACCUCAACUAAUGCCGCCGCUGCUGGUGGUAAUGACGAGCAACCAUUACCGUUGAAUAUGGAUGUAUUAAGAAAUGAAUUGGCUACAUUAUUGGCCUCGCGUAACGGGCCCAAUUUGCAAAUCUCCAUAGAUCCGGGUAAUGGUCGUGUGAACACUAGAGGUAAUUUAGUUACUGUAGCCGGCAAUGGCUCUAAUAAUCCAAACGAGGAUGGACGAGUACGAACUCAGAAUUUAGAUCGUUUUGAUAAUGUCUUAUUAAACUUUUUGCUGUCUAUAUCUGGCGAAACCGAAAUGCCGACAUUUGGCGGCUCGCAGAUGUUCUUUAUGGGCAAUUUGGGUGAUUAUGCUUGGGGUCGCGAAGGUCUGGACACGAUUGUUACGCAAUUAUUAAAUCAAAUGGAAACCUCAGGUCCGCCGCCAUUGCCACGACAUAAAAUUGACGAAAUACCCAAAGUUGAGGUAACCAAAGACGUCGUAGAUAGUAAACUACAAUGUUCUGUAUGCUGGGAAGAUUUUAAGUUAAAGGAAAUAGUACGUAAAUUGCCAUGUUCGCAUUUGUUUCAUGAGGAUUGCAUUGUACCCUGGUUAGAUUUGCAUGGAACUUGUCCUAUAUGUCGUAAAUCGUUAAAUGGAGACGACGAGGAAAACGAUGUUAAUAUGGAGCAACGAGAACAAGGCGGCAUUGAUAUUGAUACCUGUCCUAUGCAUGAAUUAUCGAAUGAGGAAGGUGCUCUAAGCGUCGAUAGUGAUAUUACAUUGGAUGGUAAUAAUACAACAACAAAUAGCAAUACCAGUAAUGAUGGUGCUAGUGCGCCACCUAGUCAGAUAAAUAUAACACGUCCUAAUGUAUUCGGAUUUGGAGAUAUGGAUUUUUUCAAUAAUGAUUUGGAUUAAAUAUCUUCAUUUUAAUUAAAACAGAUUAGUACAGCUUCAGUUCCAAACUCUUAAAUUUUGCCGCUUCGUAGUGCAUUCGCCAUAAACUCUGACAAAAAUUUUAAAAAUCUUUUAAAAUAGAUUCCCUGUACGAUUUGCCAAAAAAAAAACAAAAGAUUAAAAAA
Glossina fuscipes is the source of this 1656-nucleotide messenger RNA. It is a transcript of the gene Iru, whose product is annotated as E3 ubiquitin-protein ligase Iruka. Gene Ontology annotation, molecular function: ubiquitin protein ligase activity. Gene Ontology annotation, cellular component: nucleoplasm; cytoplasm. NCBI's taxonomy places the organism in Eukaryota, Metazoa, Arthropoda, Insecta, Diptera, Glossinidae. Bases 446 to 1492 code for a protein of 348 amino acids. Gene Ontology annotation, biological process: ubiquitin-dependent protein catabolic process; protein ubiquitination; positive regulation of DNA-templated transcription. The record is from RefSeq and is a predicted model, not a curated record. The transcript has a single exon.